UGAAAAAGACCCUCCCAUUUGUUGAACAAAUUGGCGAUCUGAGCCCGCCGAUCUCCGGCGAUGAUGUCACACGAAGGAAGGAGUAAACGCAUGCGUUAAUAUCGUGAACCGCGACCAGGCAAAGAGGCAAAGAGGUGCGUACAGUUGAGCAAGUGUGUGAAAAAUGAUCGUAUAAGACGGUUGUAUAAGAACUGGUGCGACAAACCGAUGUUAAUCUAUGUAAUAUAUGAAUUGACGAGAUGGUGUAGCACGAAAAAAUAUCAUAAAAAAACUACGCUGCAUUUGCGAGCAAUCGAUUCUUCGAAAAAAGAAUAUCGCUGAUUUAACUCUUCAAGAACAGUGGAUAUCCUGCUCGUAUCCUCUUGCAAUAAAGUGCAGGCUACUGAUAAGGGAAACUAUACCCGAUUUUUCGUGGUAAUUGUGUGUAAUAAUUGUGUGCUAUAAAAAAAUGUGUCAUAAACUUUUGCGUAACUGUGAUAAACUAUCGCGUUCUGACUAUUUUAUUCUCCAUUAUAAGUCUAUAGUGUGAUUAAUACAUGAGAAAUUAAACGAUAUGAUAUAACCAAACACAAUGACUUCCUGUGAUCAAUUAGCAGAAGACAAACACGAUUACGUGGGUCUUGAUUGUUACCAGAUGAUGUGCCAGUUAAAGCUUGCAUAUACAAGUUUACAAAUCGAAUAUUUUCUACCAGAACGAAGUAAAAUAUUGUAAAACUUAAUAUUUUAAUUUAUACGAUUUCCUGCACUUGCUGCAAUUUUUAUUAGAGCAUUUAAAAGAACACUCGGUAUAGUUGGUGGAUAACAAUGGCCGUAGCUAAUUUCAAAGGAAUGAUUAAAGAUAGAAUUCCUAUUUUGAAAUGGUUGCCGCAGUAUAAAUUAAAGGAUGCAUUGAGUGAUCUUGUUGCAGGCUUCACCGUAGGAUUGACAUUGAUACCUCAAGCGAUAGCUUAUGCAGGUUUAGCGGGCUUGGAGCCACAAUACGGGCUCUAUAGCGCGUUCGCGGGAAGUUUUGUCUACAUCUUUUUUGGCACAUGUCGAGAAGUCAAUAUCGGUCCGACAGCACUCAUAUCAUUACUGACUUGGACAUAUGCGAGUGGAAUUCCUGAGUAUGCGGCCUUGCUUUGCUUCUUGUCCGGAUGUAUCACAAUAUUACUCGGCGUUCUACGCUUAGGAUUUUUAAUCGAGUUUAUAUCGAUACCGGUGGUGUCCGGGUUUACAUCAGCCGCGAGCGUCAUCAUCGCUUGCAGUCAAAUAAAGAAUUUGCUAGGUCUGAAUAUUCACGGCGAGAAGUUCGUUGAAAUUUGGGUGGAAUUGGCACAUCACAUCACUGACACGAAAAUACCAGAUUUGAUUUUAUCAUGCUGCUGCAUCCUAUUUUUACUGGUCCUGAAGUAUUUGAAAGAUAGAGAAGUCGCUAGUACCACGCUGAGAAAAUUCCUCUGGACGAUCGGUACAGCUAGGAAUGCUUUCGUAGUUGUCCUUUGCGCAAUUGCAUCUUACAUUUUUGAAAUGAACGGCGGAGCACCGUAUGUCCUUACGGGUCACAUCGAUGCCGGUCUCCCGAUUGUCGAACCACCUCCGUUUUCAAGAACAAUUAACAACACAACUGAGAGCUUCAUCGACAUGACGAAGAAUCUCAAAUUUGGCAUCUUGGUUGUGCCACUCAUCUCUAUUAUCGGAAACGUCGCCAUCGCAAAGGCCUUUUCACAAGGCAUGCCUUUAGACGCCACGCAGGAAAUGCUGACUCUCGGACUGUGUAACGUGGUCGGUUCAUUCUUUCAGUCGAUGCCCGUUACAGGAUCUUUCUCGAGAAGCGCAGUGAAUAAUGCUUCUGGUGUUAGAACACCUUUAGGUGGCAUCUAUACAGGUAUUCUAGUCAUACUUGCGUUAAGUUUACUGACACCGUAUUUUUACUACAUUCCGAAGGCGACAUUGAGUUCUGUCAUAAUUAGCGCGGUGAUAUUUAUGGUAGAAAUUGGUAUAAUACUUCCAAUCUGGAAGUGCAAUAGACGUGAUUUAAUACCGACGUUUAUCACAUUCCUCGCUUGUUUAUUCAUCGGAGUCGAGAUAGGAAUUUUGAUAGGUACGAUAUUUGAUCUGGCUAUAUUGAUAUAUCUCAAUGCGCGGCCGACGAUAAAUAUUGAACACAGAAAACUCUCGACAACUGAUUACAUUUUAGUCCGUCCUACCACUGGAAUUUUAUUCCCUGCAGUAGAUCAUUUGAGAAUGUAUCUAACGAAAAAUCCUAGUAUGAAUGUCGUAUUGGAUUGUGAACAUAUUGACAAAAUAGACUUCACUGCCGCACAGAGUAUCAAUAUGAUGAUAAAGGACUUCAGGAAAAACAAUGGCCAAUUAAUAAUGCUACGACCAAAUCUUGAUGUUUUAACAAGGAUACAAUCCCUGUCUGAUAAGCAAAUCUUGAUAGCGAGAAACGAAAUCGAUUUAAUUGCAAUUUUAGGAGAAUCCAAAAGUGUAACACUGGAUGAUAUAAUUGUCUCUAAAACGGAUGAACGAGCCUCUACAUGGCUGUGACAUGCAUAAUAAAUAAUAUAACGUAAUAAUUAUACAUAUAUGGAAUUUUUUAUAAUUCUCAUAUAUGCAACUUUCAGAGGAAGCAAAUAAUAUUAAAAAUUGAUCGAUAUUUAUUUAGCAUAUUAUAAUAAAACUUUUGAGUCGA
Wasmannia auropunctata (little fire ant) is the source of this 2677-nucleotide messenger RNA. RefSeq names its product sodium-independent sulfate anion transporter-like. The record is from RefSeq and is a predicted model, not a curated record. Bases 805 to 2532 code for a protein of 575 amino acids. Lineage: Eukaryota; Metazoa; Arthropoda; Insecta; Hymenoptera; Formicidae. The transcript has 11 exons. Gene Ontology annotation, molecular function: sulfate transmembrane transporter activity. Gene Ontology annotation, biological process: transmembrane transport. Gene Ontology annotation, cellular component: membrane.